AUGGCCGGCAACGUGAAGAAGAGCUCGGGCGCCGGCGGCGGCGGCUCCGGGGGCUCGGGAGCGGGCGGCCUGAUCGGGCUCAUGAAGGACGCCUUCCAGCCGCACCACCACCACCACCACCUCAGCCCGCACCCUCCCUGCACGGUGGACAAGAAGAUGGUGGAGAAGUGCUGGAAGCUCAUGGACAAGGUAGUGCGGUUGUGUCAAAAUCCAAAGCUGGCACUCAAGAACAGCCCGCCAUAUAUCCUAGACCUGCUGCCUGACACCUACCAGCAUCUCCGCACUGUCUUGUCAAGAUAUGAGGGGAAGAUGGAGACGCUUGGAGAAAAUGAAUAUUUCAGGGUGUUCAUGGAGAACCUGAUGAAGAAAACAAAACAGACUAUCAGCCUCUUCAAGGAGGGAAAAGAAAGAAUGUAUGAGGAGAAUUCCCAGCCUAGGCGAAACCUAACCAAAUUAUCCCUGAUCUUCAGCCACAUGCUGGCAGAACUGAAAGGAAUCUUUCCCAGUGGACUCUUCCAAGGAGACACUUUCCGGAUUACUAAAGCAGACGCUGCAGAAUUUUGGAGAAAAGCUUUUGGGGAAAAGACGAUAGUCCCUUGGAAGAGCUUUCGACAGGCCCUGCAUGAAGUGCAUCCCAUCAGUUCUGGGCUGGAGGCCAUGGCUCUGAAGUCCACUAUUGAUCUAACCUGCAAUGAUUAUAUUUCUGUUUUUGAAUUUGAUAUUUUUACACGGCUGUUUCAGCCCUGGUCCUCUCUGCUCAGAAAUUGGAACAGCCUUGCUGUCACACACCCUGGUUACAUGGCUUUCCUGACCUACGAUGAAGUGAAAGCUCGGCUCCAGAAGUUCAUCCACAAACCGGGCAGUUACAUCUUCCGGCUGAGCUGUACUCGUUUGGGUCAGUGGGCUAUUGGGUAUGUUACUGCUGACGGGAACAUUCUGCAAACAAUCCCACACAAUAAACCACUCUUCCAAGCGCUGAUCGAUGGCUUCAGGGAAGGCUUCUAUUUGUUUCCUGAUGGACGAAAUCAAAAUCCUGACCUGACAGGCUUAUGUGAACCAACUCCUCAGGAUCAUAUCAAAGUAACCCAGGAACAAUAUGAACUAUAUUGUGAAAUGGGCUCCACAUUUCAGCUCUGUAAGAUAUGUGCCGAGAAUGAUAAGGAUGUGAAGAUUGAGCCCUGUGGGCACCUCAUGUGCACGUCCUGCCUCACGUCCUGGCAGGAAUCAGAAGGUCAGGGCUGUCCUUUUUGCCGAUGUGAAAUCAAAGGUACUGAGCCCAUCGUGGUGGAUCCGUUUGACCCCAGAGGCAGUGGCAGUCUGUUACGGCAAGGAGCAGACGGUGCUCCUUCCCCAAAUUACGACGAUGAUGAUGAUGAGCGAGCUGAUGACUCUCUCUUCAUGAUGAAGGAGUUGGCGGGUGCCAAGGUGGAAAGGCCUUCCUCUCCAUUCUCCAUGGCCCCUCAAGCUUCUCUUCCUCCAGUGCCACCAAGACUUGACCUUCUACAGCAGCGAGCACCUGUUCCUGCCAGCACUUCAGUUCUGGGGACUUCUUCCAAGGCUGCUUCUGGCUCCCUUCAUAAGGACAAACCAUUGCCAAUACCUCCCACACUUCGAGAUCUUCCACCACCACCGCCUCCAGACCGGCCUUACUCUGUUGGGGCAGAAACAAGGCCUCAGAGACGCCCCCUGCCUUGUACACCAGGCGACUGUCCAUCUAGAGACAAACUGCCCCCUGUCCCCUCUAGCCGCCCAGGGGAUUCAUGGUUGUCCAGGCCAAUCCCUAAAGUACCAGUAGCUACUCCAAACCCUGGUGAUCCUUGGAAUGGGAGAGAAUUAACCAAUCGGCACUCGCUUCCAUUCUCAUUGCCCUCACAAAUGGAACCCAGAGCAGAUGUCCCUAGGCUUGGAAGCACAUUUAGUCUGGAUACCUCCAUGAAUAUGAAUAGCAGUCCAGUAGCAGGUCCAGAGAGUGAGCACCCCAAAAUCAAGCCUUCCUCAUCCGCAAAUGCCAUUUACUCUCUGGCUGCCAGGCCUCUUCCUGUGCCAAAACUGCCACCUGGGGAGCAAGGGGAAAGUGAAGAGGACACAGAAUAUAUGACUCCCACAUCUAGGCCUGUAGGGGCUCCGAAGCCAGAGCCCAAAUGGUCUUCAGAGGCAACCCAGAGUUCACGAGCAUGUGACUGUGAGCAGCAGAUUGACAGUUGCACGUAUGAAGCAAUGUAUAACAUUCAGUCCCAAGUGCUCUCUGUGGCAGAAAACAGCGCCUCUGGAGAAGGGAAUUUGGCCACAGCCCAUAGCAGUACUGGCCCCGAGGAAUCGGAAAACGAAGAUGAUGGCUAUGAUGUGCCUAAGCCACCUGUGCCAGCUGUACUGGCCCGCCGCACCCUGUCUGACAUCUCCAAUGCCAGCUCCUCCUUUGGCUGGUUGUCUUUGGAUGGUGAUCCCACAAACUUCAAUGAGGGUUCCCAAGUUCCUGAGCGGCCCCCCAAACCAUUCCCUCGGAGAAUCAACUCAGAACGAAAAGCAAGUAGCUAUCAACAAGGUGGAGGUGCCACUGCAAACCCUGCAGCCACCGCCCCCUCACCACAGCUCUCAAGUGAGAUUGAACGCCUCAUGAGUCAGGGCUAUUCCUACCAGGACAUUCAGAAAGCUUUGGUCAUUGCCCACAACAACAUUGAGAUGGCCAAAAACAUCCUCCGGGAAUUUGUUUCUAUUUCUUCUCCUGCCCAUGUAGCCACCUAGCACAUCUCCCUGCCAUGGCUUCAGAGGACCCAUGAGCCGGGCUCUUACUCAAGGAGCACCUAGGAAAGCAGUGGCUUCUUUUGGGACGUCACAGUGAGGUCCUGCCUUUUCUGUGGGGAUCAACACAUAUGGUUCCAAGAUUUCAAAGCAGUGGAAUGAAAAUGGAGCAGCUAAUGUGUUUCCUUCUUGUAUUGGUCUUAAGAGUGUUUCUGUAGCCCUGCAGUCUCCAUUAGAAGACAGUGGGGUUUUGUUAAAUGGUAACCUACCCCAGGAGCAGCACAGAGAGCAGUAGAAGUGCUGUCCUGUGGCCCUAGUUAAGGACUUAAGACUUUCCUGUUAAGGGUGUGUGUCUCUGUGUCUGUGUGUCCUGUCGUUAUAAGAUUAUCCUGCUGUGUGUGAAUCCAGGCAGGGAGUUAGCACAAGAGCUUCAGAAAGGAAUCUCUGAAGACUCCCAUCUACUGUGGUAUGGCACCUAGCCCUGCUGGAUAGUAUAACCUCAGGCCUCCCCGGUGGCUUAGAUUAUCAUGUACUUAGCUAUGUUUUAUAGUGCUAGAAUACCCCUGCUGUCCUUUCCCUUGGAAACUCCUCACUCCACCUCCUCCUCAUUGGUAUUCUGGAGGCUUGCUGUGACCAGUCUGACUAAAACCAAGCAGCUUAGAGGAUGGUCUUUCUAAUGUGUGAUGGUGUUGGUUUGUUUCUUUCUAAUGUGUGUUGGUGUUGGUUUGUUCAGUUGACUAGGUGGGAAGGACAGAACUAUUCUGUGGUUACAGUUAGAAUUGAUGCUAGCACCUAACACUGGUCACUCCAAAGUGCUGUUUCUAUAGGAAUGUUGGAUUUGUUUUUUUGUUUUUAAAGAAAGUUUAAUUCUCCUAGUUACCUAAUGAUUGGUUUGAGAUAGAGGCCUUCAUAUACAUUCCGUGUCCUCCCCAGGAAAUAGCCUGUGGGAGUCUGUUGCCUUGAUGCCAAGGUAUAUGUCUCUGAUGUAGGUCAUGAGUCUUUCUACCUAACAGGAACAGAACAUGUGUUUCUGGGCAUGCUUUCCAGCCCAAAACCAUAGAGCUUUUAGGAAGCAUCAGUCAUGUAUACUAUUUAGAUUUACAGUAAACAGUAAGAACUUACCUGAGUCUUUCUGGCCAGUGGUUAACUUCAGGUUAGGAAUCUCUCCCGUGAAUAGGAGCCAGGUUAGCUUUUCAGAAAUGAUUUCUUUCUUUGCCCUCUAAGGAACAGAGAUAACACCACAAGUGAGCAUACAGCAUUUGCUUAUAACCAGCGCCUUCUCUAGAGUGGUGCACCAGAGAUGUGGUUGUUCAUGUGCCUAACGUGUGCUUUGGAAUGGUUUCUCUUCCUCUCUCCUUGCCUUUUUUAUUGGGUCCUAGAUAGAACCACCGUGUCAUCCACCCACAGCCUUUAGACAUCAUUCACUGAAAUUCUUUAGUCAAAGACAAUUUGGGACAACGUAGUAGUUUGUGUAUUUAUGGGUUCAUCGAGGAGAUCUAGGGUUGUUUUGGAGAUCUGUUUCUAAGUCAUUAGUGACCUCUUGGGUUCAGUUUGUUCUCUGACUGGAGUCUUGCUGGCUUCUCUGGCAGUGUUGCCUUUUCUCCUGUUGAGUAUGAGCUGGCUUUUACAUGAAUCCUCUGUUCUUUAGGUCCAGACAGAAAUGACCCACCAAGAAUCUGCUUUCUUUCCAGUCUUAACAUCUUUGCAACUAAAAUCUUUUGAACUCUUCUUUUAGUUUCUAGAUGCUUCAAGGUCUGGAUUUUAUCCUCUUGCCUUAAGGCUAUUCUAUUCCCAAGGCAGACACUGUGGUGCUUUUUAUUGACUUGCUAUGGUUACCCAGUGCCUCUUCUACAUAGCAAUGAGUAGAAAACAAUAGCUUAUCAUCCACAAAAAGCUUGUGACAUCCAAUUUUGUGUUCAUUUGAAUAUUGAAAGCCUAAGCCAGGCUUGGUGGCAUCUCAGCACUUGGGAGGGAGAUGAUGGCACGAUGAUCCGGAGUUCACUCCCAGCUCAAAGCUCCUCAAGACCCUGUCUCAAAAAAAACAGGGGUUAAAGAGAUGACUCUUCAGUUAAGAGCAACUGUUCUUGCAGAGGACCUAGGUUUGGUUCCUGGCACCCAUGUAAAAGGUUUCUCAGAUAUGUCAGCAACUCAACAACCAUCUGUAACUUCAGUUUAAAGGAAUCUGAUGCCCUCUUCUGUCCUCUGUGGGCAUCGGGCACAAAUAUGAUGUGCACACAUAUGAUGUGCAUACAUACAUGUGGGCAGAGCAUUAAAUAAAUACAUAUUAAAAAUUAAAAAAAUAAAAAUUAAAGGCCUUACAAGAGAACCAGGGAAAAGCUACCGGCCCUAAUCUGUCUAUAUUGGAGUGUUUUUUUUUUUUCCUUGUAGAUAUUACCUAGAAUCUGAAGAUCUGUCAGGAAAACCAAGCAUUGGCUACGUACCUUUUGCCUUUUUUGUGUGUCUUUAAGUCUUCUCUGGAGGCUAAGGAUAUAGCUCAGUUGGUAGAGUACUUGUCUAGCUAGCAUUCACAGAGCCAUGGUUCAGUCCCCACACUGCACAGAACAGUGGGCUAAGGUACACCUCUGAUCCUUAGCACUCAAGAGGUGGAGACAGUCUCAGAAGCUCAAGGCUACUCUUGCCUACAUAGCAAGUUUAAAACUAGCCUGGGCUACAUGAAACCCUGCCUCCAAAAGAAAACAAAAACCAAAUCUGUGGAGAUUACUGCCCAUACUGUCUAGGAAAAUGACAGUCUUGUCCUGCCCUCUGCUGAGCAUGGCGUGGGGAGUGAUAGGUGGGUAUUCAGUCCCUGUGCUAGACAGGCACAUUUUUGAUUGACUUGGGUGUUGGUUUAUCAGCUAUAUAUCUGCAGGCACUAAGGUUUGAGGCCAUUGUGUGCAGACCUUUCCUUUGCUCUCAGGACACACUGGGGCCCAUGCCUUGUCCUAUUAGGUGUCCUUAGGAAGGUUUCAUGCCACUCAUUUCUGAUAGUCUCCAAAAUUUGAAUUUCUUUUUCCUGUGAAGGCCAAUUUCCUGUUUUUCAUUUUCCAUUUGUAUGGCAAAUUUGAAUUCUUUGACUCUUCCUCUGAGUUUACCUAAAACUGCCUUUCCAUGAACAAGCUUCAUUUUGCCAUUUUUGGCAAGCCCACCCCCUUCCCCUGUUCUGUGUUACAAUUAGGAAAACCUCUUUAAUGUUUCUCCUUUUUUCUCAACUUCCUUAACCUAUUCAACACAGGCCCUUGCUCUUUGUCAUUGUGGAUUGUUUUAUGUGCCACCUUAUUGACGGGUCACUGUCUUGCCAGGACUCCAGGCAAGGCUUUAAGUCCAGUCCCAGAACUGGGUUUUUUAGCAUCCCUCUCACUGGCCUUCUAAAGUGAAAAGUUUUUAAAAUGGUUUUAAAAACCUGUGGGUUCUGAAGUAUACCUCUUUCUAGUUAACAGACUCGGCAGCUUAGCAUCUCAGCUUUUGCAUGUUAAUAUUUAUUUAAGCAGCAAAUUGACCCUGGCUGGCCAUUCUCCUUAUCCCUCUUUCUCCUCCCAGCCCUGCCCUGCAUACUCUGCUAUUUUUGUCUUUCUCUUUCAAUUCAGACAUGCCUAUCACUGGACCACAAUGUCUGAUAGUAGUACUGGCAUUGGUUGGCUGAGAUGGAUAGAAGGCACUAUUCUUCAUAUUUAAAAUAUUUAUUUCCUCUGUAGGAAAGUAAGAGAUAUUUUAUGGCCCAAGUAUCCAACUUACAAGUUAAUUUUUGUACUAUAACUUGCUUGCAGACCAAACCAGGGACCAGCUGUGUCUUCCUUUUAUGGCGCCAUUAACAAGACCCAGUCUUUCUGUGAUGGUUAGCUAUGACACAAGUGCUGAAUGCCCUCCUACCUCACGUCCUGAGAUUCAGAAGGCUACCAGCCUUCUCAGACCUUCCUUUUUUCUGUUGACCUUUCUGAGUCUGGAAUGAUCACUCCAUUGAAUAGAGUGUUCCAACCUGUGCCCUGGCUACAGAUGUUUGAGUGAUUACUGUGUGUCAGAGACGCCGGCUGUCUGUUCUUUCCUGCCACCUCAUGAUGCUUUGCGGGGCUUGGGAAGUUACUGUGGGCUGUCCUGAACUCUUUUUUGCAUUUGACUGUGCAUGUGUUUAUUCCCAGCUCUCUAUUGGAGCUGUUCUUCUCUUACAGGGUAUUCCACUUAAAACUAGCCCCUGUCGUCUUCCUGUGGCUUUGAUAAAUAUUUGGGAGAUUCUGUUGUGUAUACCUCCUAGAUUUAUCCAUUUUUGCUACAAAGUUUAGUGCCAUCUCUUCGGUGGGUGCUGAGUCCACUGACUGAGUUGCACAAUAGAGCGCUAAAUGUUUAAGCUGAGGUCGCAACAGUCUUCUACCCAGGCCAGUGCCUUUUCUAUCUUUUUACUGAGCUGCUUCUGUCCCCAGUCCUUCUUGUUGGAAAGAUUUUGUUUUACCUUUCUGGGACUGUCACCAUCUCCCAUACAGUUUGGAGUUUCUUUUCCUAUUAUUCAACAGUCUUUCUAAGUAAGUCUGUCUAUGAGGGGGUGAAAGGGUGGGAAAGGGUGAGGACUGAUUCUCAGUCUGCUCUUGGAGGAGCCAGUCAGGAGCUGGGACUGUCCACAGAAGCCUGCCCAGAGCAGCUUAUUAGAAGUACCAGAGCUCGCUGUCAGUGUUAGCCUCUGGCACUUGAAGUUUCAAAAUGCAACGGAAGUGCUCUAGCACUACAAAGAGCAUCUGGUUGCAGCUUUGAUCUCAGUCCACUCACACGGUCAGUCUUACAGGAAUGCACGGAAGACUUGUUUCUUGUAUAUUAGUAGGCUGGAAAACUUUAGACUUUGUCCCUCCUCCUACUUGACAGCGUAUUGGUAUACGUGACAAAAUAUGUUCCCUAGUCUUUGAGUUCAUGUGAUCUUCUUAUGAUCAAUGCAGUUCUGUAGACAAACUCGAGGAUUCCUGGAAAGAACAGGAGAGAAAGUUAUCCCUGUGUGUUAAUUCCAUGGAGCAGACUGGACGUCCUGCGGGAGACUGUGCUGGGCCUGUAUCUCCUGAGGCCAUCUGUGCACCAACCUGGAAGUCAUGGAACAAGCCUGCCUUGUUGGCUUUGGGAAGUAGAAGUAGGAGAAUUGUGAAUGUUAGGCCAGCGUUGGGUCCAUUACACUCUGAAGAGCAGACUGAGCUCUCUCAGUGUCUUGCCUGUUCAUGGAGACUAUUUUCUCCUCUUGUUUCCAGCAUCAGGGAAGCAGCAGCAGCAUCUGGCACAUGCAUGGAGGUCUCUUCACGUGCACAUCACUGAUGGAGUUGUUUCAUUGUCAGUGGGACUUCUGGCUCUUCUGUUGUAGUUUCCUUUAAGUCUAAUAGUUUGAAGGUGCGGUCUUUCAUGGCGGGGCAGCUCGAGGCAGGACCAUGAGGUAAUGACUGGUCAUAUUGCACCUGUAGUCAAGAAACAGAGUGCUUGGGUAUAUUCUUAAGAAAGAAUACACUCAGCAAGAAUAGCGAUUUGAGGGUCCAUUUCCCACUGAGCCUUAUAGGGAGGGAGAACAGAGAAAUUAUGGUGAACCGGGAGCUUAGGAGAGAUAUGCAAAGAAACUUGCACAAUAGAAGUUAAGUUGCUGUUCUGCUGGUCGUCCCUGUUUUUAACUUAGAGUCACUGUCACCUUUGUUGCUUCUUACUUUUCUUCUCCUUAGGAGUCUUGACACCCGAGAUUGCUGUCCUCACUCUUGAGGCCGCUCUUCUGUCCUUGGGUGGCAUUUCUUAGCCUCUACUCAACCUCGGGUCUCUUUGAUGUUACUUAGAGUGCAGAUCAUGGCUUCCACCGUAGCUAGUAAGUACCUUUUGGCUCGGCUCUCUUCUGGUUUUAGUGCUGAAUUCCUGUUUAUUCUGUGGGCUUUUGACCUGUCGUCUGCAUCCCCAUCCUCUUUGUCUUCCUGUAGGGGAGCCUACAGUGAUGUUCUUAGCUUUACUUUUCCUAGGUACCACUGAGACAUUUGCUAGAAUGGGAAUAUUUUCAGUGUCCAAUAGAACUUGUUCUUGUGUGCUUCUUAAACUGGCAAGCUACCUGUGUCUUCCCUGUCUGGUUGCUUUUUCUCUAGUCCUGUAAUUAGUGUGAUGGUUUUGGUUUCUUUGUUUGUUUGUUUGUUUGCUUUUGUUUUCUUGGGUUUUUUGUUGUUGGGUUUUUCUUUGUUUGUUUUGUUUUUUUUUAAGGUGUUGGAGAAGUAAAACUAUGCUUCUGCUUGCUUGAAUCAUUGGAAUCCCAUCUUCGAGCCUGUCCUGAGUUUUGAGGCAUAUCAAACAUACUACCCUGCUUUUAACUUCUAAAUAUUCAAGUCAUUUGGCAAACACAGAAGUAACCUACUAAUCCAAAGAUACACAUUGAGCCACAUAGGAAGGGCAAGAGCAGGUCAUCAGACUUUGUAUUUAAUGUCUAGUCUAGGCUCCUGAAUGAAAAACAGAGGGAUAGUAGUGCCGAGUGCCUUCACAGUGUUGCAGGAAAUCUGGGUUGGUUGCAAGAGAAAGUACCAGUAGUUCUUGGUUCCAGUAAGUAGCACAAGAGUUGAGAUGGAGCGCUAGGGACAGGCAGAGCUCUGCUCAGUGUUUUAUGUCUGAUGAAGAGCACCAUGGGGAGGGGCCAGCUGCUAACCAACAGCUGUUUGCAGACCUUGCAGCCUCUUCCCUGUUUUAGUGCUUGAGAAAAAUGUGGCUGAGCACUCCUUGUGUUGUCCAGAGCCCAGGCCAAGUGCCAGCCUCAGAUCUCCCGCUGAUCUGGCCGCUGAACAAGUCAGCAAGAGUUCUGAUCACCUGCCCCUGUACUGAUUCAGUGCUACGACAGAAUGUGAGAGGCAAACCUGCGCAUUGCCUUGAAUUUCCUUUCCUCUAACCCAGAAUGGAGGAGGCCAUUGAAGAGGAUUGCUCAAUGCAUGCUGUGCACAGCUUGUCAGACUCACACUGCCUCACCACAGACGCCCUCGAGUGGGGUGUGGCGCCUGUGCUGCUCCCCCUGCUACCUCUUACCCAGUAGUGGAGAGGGUGACCACGGUUUGGCUGUAUUUAAGUGGCAAGUGAAUUUGGGGCCCUUCGCUCUCUCCCCUGCUUUCUGGGCUAGCGAGCCUGCCUUGUAGUGCAUGAGAGGAGCCGCCUCCUGACCUUCUCCUCAGCACCUUACGUGGGAAGUCUGACCUCUGCUGGAAACAUGCUGGGCAUGACAGCUGUGAGGCACCUCCCACAUCUGCUUUCUGGCUGUGCUGACUUGGGAUUUUUAACCUUAUAUAUCUCUUUCCUUUAUUCAAAACAAAACAAUUUUUAGCACACUGAAAAAAAAAAACCCAAAUGUUUUGUGCCUUUCUAAGGCAGCGCUGUACCCCAGGCUGCAUCUUAGGACUUAAUAUGGAAAUACCGGAGUCUGAGCUCCUCUGCCUUGAAUAUCUUUAGCCCUGGAGUUUUGGGGACAAGGAUGUCUGGCUAGAGAGGUGGCACAUUAGGUGUCUAUCGUCUCCUUUCUCUGCCAUGAGGCUUCACUGGAAAAGAGCAGCAUUUUACUCUAGCAUCCCGUGGUUGGUUCCAGGCAGCAGUUCGUGUUCAGGUAACUGCUCUGGGUGCCCCACUCACCCACCUCCGAGAACAGUGCCCUGCAGAGCAGAGCUCUAGGGUGGACUCUGGGAAGAGGAGAUGGUUCAUUUGUUGUCUUUUCAUUUUGCUGGAUCUUGAACCAGCUUCAACCUCCUGCCUCUCCUCAGACAUGGCUGUCCUUUGAUUUGAAGGCUUCAACCAUAAAGCAUUAAGUGGCGGGGGCCAUCGCAGGUCCACCUGCCCCCAGGGAGGGGCUGUGGAACCCUGAGGCCUGUCGGUCAUACUGUCAUAGGUUUCAACCACAAGGUUUUGUACCCUCCCCUUCUCCCUGGUUCUCCCCUGCCUGUGGCUAACAAAGACCGGGGGACAGAAACAGUUCUUUUUAAGAUCUGCCUCAUUCGAGAUUUUUAAAUUCUUGAUUUGGGUGGGACAAGAGAGAACUUGAUAUUUUCCCCAGAAUAGAGUCCCAAUUUGUAUAUCAGUGUUAAGAAAACAAAACACACACUUAGGUGAGAUUCUCAUGGACUAUUUUUAAAAUAUUAAUAUAAAAAGAUUUCUAUUAGCAGUAUUUGAUCUCUCUCCUGUAAGAGCAGACAGGUAAAUACUGCUGCAGAGUAGCAGAGCUUUAAGACUCUCCAGUCCAUGUUGUUUUGCCAGUGUACUGAUGUGUAGAAGUCUGUUAUACUAAUUAGAGGUCUGUUAUACUAAUGUUAUUUAUUAAUUUUUUUCAUUUCCAUACAGUUAACUAAAGAGCUUUUUCAAGCAUCCGUGUCUGUAAAGAAAUAUUUUUAAAUAAAAUUUCUUUUGUUGUAGCACA
This is a messenger RNA of Grammomys surdaster, 11107 nucleotides long. RefSeq names its product Cbl proto-oncogene (gene Cbl). Bases 1 to 2742 code for a protein of 913 amino acids. Lineage: Eukaryota; Metazoa; Chordata; Mammalia; Rodentia; Muridae. Gene Ontology annotation, molecular function: calcium ion binding; ubiquitin protein ligase activity; receptor tyrosine kinase binding. Gene Ontology annotation, biological process: negative regulation of epidermal growth factor-activated receptor activity; cell surface receptor signaling pathway. The record is from RefSeq and is a predicted model, not a curated record. The transcript is spliced from 16 exons. Gene Ontology annotation, cellular component: plasma membrane; membrane raft.